Molecule: messenger RNA, 1049 nt
Organism: Andrographis paniculata
Lineage: Eukaryota; Viridiplantae; Streptophyta; Magnoliopsida; Lamiales; Acanthaceae
Exons: 3
Coding region: 1-864 (287 amino acids)
Biological process (GO): protein refolding
Cellular component (GO): cytoplasm
Source: RefSeq, a predicted model, not a curated record
AUGCAGGCGUACUGCUUCCUUGUGCUGAGUCCAGUGUCCUCUUUCGAUGGCUUUGCCUGUUCCAGAUGGCCCUGGCUCGCCUCUAGGGAUCGCCGUCGUCUUUUCACAACGUCCGCAGCCCAUCGGAAUCACUACGACAUCCUCGGGAUCUCACAAGACGCUACCUCUGCAGACAUUAAGCGAGCCUACCGUCUCCUUGCUCUCAAGUAUCAUCCUGAUGUCAACAAGGAAACAGGAGCUAGUGAGAAUUUCAAAAGCAUCCGAGUGGCCUACGAUAUAUUGAUUGAUGAAACGUCGAGAACCGAUUACGACAAAGCCCUCUGCUGUCAAAAAAGCUCCACACCUUUCAAAAAUGAACCAUCCAUUGAUCCUGAAUACAACAAUAAUCGACUAAGGUUCUACCAAUGGGCUUACCAGAGGAGGCGCAGCACACAGGCAGAUCAUCACACCGAAUUUUCAUCAUUUGACGAUGACGACGAUGAAUCAGCCAAUGGCGAAAGAGGCAGCACCUUCAUCGAGGUGGUUAGAUCAACAUUCAUUUCCGUGUUCCUGAUGCAUACGGUGGGAAUUCAACUGUCGCUAGCAUUCAGCAGCCUCAUGGCGUUCGUCGACGGCAAAUUGGACGCAGGAUAUAAGCUGGGUUAUUUGUGCGCAUGGAUAUUGGGUGGAAGGGCAGGCAUCAUGCUUACAGUGCUGCUAUCGUUUGCAAGCUGGGCUUGCGGGAAAAGGAGCAGCAGUGUUGUUGCUUUGGUGGUUGUUGCAGUCUGGAUUGGUUCGAAUCUUGCAAGGUAUGCUCCAUUGCCACAAGGUGCUCUUCUCACACUUCUGUAUAUGUCAAUCAGGCUGCAGCUGGAUCUGACCUAAGAAAGAAUAUGAUGAUAGAGAUCAACUUCAAGAUGAAAAAGGAUUUGAUUAUAGGUAGAUGGUAUAGUAGCUGCCAUUGAAAUGCAAUGCUUCCUUCCUUCCUUCCUUCCUUCCUGCCUGCCACUGUAUAUACCCAACUGUAAUUUUCUGUUUUGUGUUGUAUUUGGUGAAUAAUAUGUUGUCUC